CGCCGCGGCCCACGUGCCUACGACUUGGCCACCCGACCGCCUCUUUUGCGCGUCCGCGGCGACGAGUCGUCAGUGUUCGAACCGCACUCGACGGUGCAGCAAGUCGUACGCGCGAUAUCGUUAUCCAUCAUAUUAUUAUUGUAAUAUACAGCUGUGGCGAUUGGCGCGCGCACGUGUUGCCGGCGGCGGGUGCGGUAACACCGACGAUAAUAAUAAUAUAACACAGUUAUCGCCGUCGUCACGUUUCGCGCGGACUUUGAAUAGGCGAUCCAGCCUGCCGCCGCCGUCAAGUCUUCCUGUGCGACCUCACCGUUUUUGGCGCGAUCAUACCGCGCCGACUUCGAAGAAUACGAAAAUCGGCGACAGCUGCAUCUGCAACAAUCCACACAUCUUUUGUUGUACAAACACCUGUGCAAAACGGUAGAAGCGAGGACGACGAAACACGCGACCACUGCAGACAAAGUAGAUCACCGUGAUCAUGGCGUCGUCGCCUUUGCGGGCUCCGGCGGCGGCUGGUCAACCACAAUCGAGAUUGAUGGACAUGCAAAAAAAGUUUCAGGAGAAACAUUUGGCCACUUUGGCAGCCAUCAAAGGCAACGUCGCCGGGUCAACAACAUCGUCAACUACUUCGUCGACCAAAACCACCGGAAGCGGUGAUUUGCCGGUGCCACCUGUUCGGCGAAUCGUCGGCGCCGUUCCCGCUGUGCAACCGCAGCAACGCAGGCCGGCUGGAUCCGGAAGCGGUAGCGAUUCUGUCGUACAGGUCGACGUAAAGGGAAAGGUACGGCAGCUGUUUGCCGAGCGGAGUCAACAGGCGCAGGGGCCGGGCUACCAGCACCACCAGCAACUGCGGCGGCAGCGGCGGCGGAGCCUGACGGGCCGCGACCGGUCUCGGCCGCUGAGACCGCUGUCCGGCGCGGAAGACGCGGACGACCCGCUCUGCAAGACCGUCUGCUUUACGGCCCCGUCGAUGGCGGGCGGCGCCGGCCUGGUGGGCAUCAACGACACGGACGGCGGCGACGUGCGCGGCGAACUUCUCGCGCUGUUCGGCCGGCUGCCCAACCUGGGCGGACAGCUGCUGUCGGAAUCGUUCCGCGGCGGAGCCGGAAAAAUGAAAACCGCCCAGUCGGCGCCCGAGCUCAAGUGGCUGCUCGACGGCGGCACCGGUGCCGGCAGGGCGGGCGGCGGGGCUGCCGGACCCGCCAAAGGCGGCGGAGUAAAGAGACUGGCGGCACCGGCGGCGGCUGCAGGUGGUGACCACGGCGAUUCCGGCGACGGCGAUGACGACGACGACCAACAGCAACAGUUGCAGCGGCCGGCAGGGCGAAUAAACAGCAAAACAGCGACGGUCGUGAAGAAACCAUUGGCCACGGUCAACGGUAACGCCGGCGGAGGCGGUGGCGGCGGUGGUGGCGGUGGUGGCGGUGGCGUGGGCCGUGUUGCUAAAAAGCCGGUGGCCGCGUCCAACGACUCCAAUAAGUUGCUAUUGCCGCCCGUCGUGCAGCCGACAGUGAUCAACGCGCUGGCGGCGGGUGCCGGUGCGGCCGCGGCGUUGGCUAGCGUUAGUGCGGCCACAGCGGCCGGUGUUCAGAAACCGUUGGUCAGGGCGGCGAAACUGCCUCAAAAGCCGGCCGCUCCACGGCGCGUGGCGCCACUGCCGGCCAAGACAUCACCCCGACCGCCGGUCGUCAAGCGUACUACGCCCGCCGCGGUGUCGUCCCGACCGCAACCCGUGAAGCAGCAACUGUCCGCGGACAGAGGCCCGCCCGCCAAAGGCAUGGCCCGUUGCCCCCUGUGCGCCAGGGACUUUGCGGCUGACCGGUUGCCCAAGCACGAGCAGGUGUGCCGGCGCACGCGUGACCGGGACCGCAAGCGCAAAGUGUUCGACACGAGCAAAAAGCGGUUGGAAGCCGUGGCCGCCGAGGCCGGCGUGGACGUUUCGUCGUUCAAGAAAAAGAGCCAAAAGGAGGACCAGCGAGUCGCUGAGAAACUCCAGAAGAAGAAGGAUGCGUGGCGCCGAAAGCACGACCAACUUGUGCGCAACGUGCGGGCCGCGCGUGCUGUGCAGCGGCACCUGGCCGCGGGCGGCACGGUGAAGGACUUGCCGCCGGAGCUGGAGAACGCGGCGGCGGACCAGGACGACGAGGUUGACUCGGACCUGGUAAAGUGCCCGCACUGCGGACGGACGUUCAACGAGGCUUCCGCCGAGAGGCACAUACCUUUGUGCGCUGACCGGCAACGGAACGCGGCCGCUCGGAUGCAGAACAAGAAACGGUGAAUUUUCCAACCGUUUUCACCAUCGCCGCCACCACAAAAACAUCCAUUUAACCACAAUAUUAAUGACAAGAAUGGCAGUGAUGAACUCAAAUCGCUGUUGUGCUGUACCUAUUAUCGCCACUGUGAUCAUUUAUGUCCAACUUGAAUCUACCUAUAUAGUCUGUAGACUCAAUAGUAUUGAGUCAAUAUAUUAAUGCGUAUCAUAUUUUAUUACUAUACAGUAUACAGUCUAAAAAGUAAAAAUCGAAUUAUUAUACGUUAAACGUACAAACAGUUAGUACAAAAUGUUUCCACAUUUUCCAAUCAGUCGAUGUACGAUGACUGUAAGUUGAAAUAAUAUUAUUGUGCAGAGUCCAAUAAUUGUAUCGUGAACUAUGAAGAUUAUAAUGACAUCAUAUUCAAAUUUAUAUAAUGUUAUUUCAAUGGUAAACCGCCUUCUUCAUAGAACAUGACGUGUAUUGUAUUAUAUUGCCUACCAUAGUAGUAUUUAUGUACUAUAGGUAUUUACUUUUUUUUUUUAUUAUUAUUUUACGAUUAAUGUUAUUUCUAAUUUUAUUGAUCCAUCGUAACUGUAAUUGAUGUAUUUUUGAGGUUGUUUUAGCCAUUUAUCGAUUAAUCAAUUAAUUUAUAAUAAAACAUAUUAUUUUUUAAAUAAUAAUGAUUAAUGUGUUAC
Rhopalosiphum maidis (corn leaf aphid) is the source of this 2950-nucleotide messenger RNA. RefSeq lists its product as uncharacterized. The record is from RefSeq and is a predicted model, not a curated record. The coding region runs from base 479 to 2278 and encodes 599 amino acids. NCBI's taxonomy places the organism in Eukaryota, Metazoa, Arthropoda, Insecta, Hemiptera, Aphididae. The transcript has 7 exons.